UAUGCUCUUCACAGUUCAUAAAAGGCUAAUGCCACGGGACUAUCCCUGCAAUUGCCACUAGAUGGCAUCCAAUUCACGACGAAGCCUCUUCCGAAUCCUGGCUCCUAGCAGCGCAUCCUUCCCCGAAGGAAACAACACAACCUAUUCGCAAGACUCAAAACGGAAUGUUUUGGAUGGCCAGGAUGCUACAAGGCAGCCGCCGAGCUGGGAUGGAGCUGGUCCCUUUAACCACUGCAUUUCCAUCCGUGGCUGGGAGUCGCCUCUUGAAUAGGAAACCAGCGCAGGAAAUGGCAUCUACCUGGCAGUGCUGAAGCUUGGAGAAGGAAAGGAGCGAGCGUUUGCUGUAGGAUUUUUUUGGGUUAAGGUGAAACCUGGGCGAAAACUGGCUGUGAUGAAGGAUCCUGUGAACAGAAGAGUCUCCGGGUCCAGGUGUCUCCCACCUGGUCAGCAACAGUGGAUUUAAUACUUGGAGAAGGGAGGGCUGCUGCGUUUGCUACAUCAACCUGCAUUCAAAAUGUGACUAAAACAUUGUAGGAAUCAACACCAUCUAGUUCUCUUUUCUGGGUCCACACCUAUUUCUUCUGAAGCAGACAGCAACAGAGGCAGAGCACCUGGGAGGGAACCGAAGAUUGGAUUCCCUUUAAUAUACCUGGAUUUAUUAUUAGGGCAAUUCUGUAUUCCUUUUCUAUACACAUGCUUAAAAAAAUAAUGCCUCCAGUCACGGGCUCUUUAUAUCAACAGUGAUUGGACUUGUUACAUGUCUGCUUUCCUUCCUUCCUUCCUUCCUUUUUUUUUUUAAAGUUUGAACAAUGAUUACAGUGAAUUCAGAUGGGAAAAUAAUGGUCAGAAGAUGUCUUGUCACCUUGAGGCCUUUUAGGAUAUUUGUGGUUGGGAUUGGAUUUUUCACACUCUGCUUCUUAAUGACAUCACUGGGAGGUCAGUUUUCAGCCAAAAGACUGGGGGACUCGCCAUUCACCAUCAGGACCGAAGUGAUGGGUGCUCUGGAGUCCAGAGGGGUGCUGCGGAAGAUGAGUGACAUGCUGGAGAUGAUGGUGAAGAGGAUGGAUGUGCUAGCCAGGCUGGAGAAUAGCACGGACUUCCGGAAAGGGGAGGAGACACAUUUCCCUAUGGACAGGUACCAUCCAGCAGUUGGCUUGAUGGAAAGAAUCCAGGCGAUUGCUCAGAACGUCUCGGACAUUGCAAUGAAGGUGGAUCAGAUUCUUCGCAACAGCCUCCUAAACGGAAAAUCGAUAGAAGGCAGGCGGGACCAGUGUGAGGUGCCCAGGGAUCCCAAGUACCCUGACUGCUCUGGGAAAGUGGAGUGGAUGAGAGCCAGGUGGACAUCAGACCCCUGCUAUGCAUUCUUCGGUGUGGACGGCACAGAGUGCUCGUUCCUCAUCUACCUCAGCGAAGUCGAGUGGUUUUGCCCCGUGCUGCCUUGGCGAAAUCAGACAGCGGCUGCAUCUUCCACCAUGCCACCACCCAGAGCGCAGGCGUCUUUUCAGAGAGACCUCUCCUACCUCCUGGAGUUGAUUGGCAGUGGCAAAGAGUCUUUGAUCUUCAUGAAGAAAAGGAUUCGGCAUUUGGCCACGCAGUGGUUGAGGGCUUCACAUAAACUGGAGCAGAAGCUAGAAGACAAAAAGAGAGAUCAGAAACAGAUUUUGAUCCACAUUGGCUUCUUGACAGAAGAAUCAGGAGAUGUUUUCAGCCCUCGCGUCUUAAAGGGAGGCCCCCUGGGGGAGAUGGUCCAAUGGGCAGAUAUUUUGGCAGUCCUUUUCAUCCUGGGCCAUAGCCUGAAAAUCACAGUUUCUUUGAAGGAGCUCCAGAGUAUCUUAGGAGUGCCUCCUGGCCGGGGUAAUUGUCCCUUGACAGUCCCUUUGCCCUUUGACCUCAUUUACACAGACUACCAUGGGCUACAGCAGAUGAAGCAGCACAUGGGCCUCUCCUUUAAGAAAUACAGGUGCCGUGUUCGAGUGAUUGACACUUUUGGGACUGAGCCUGCAUACAACCAUGAGGAAUAUGCCACACUGCAUGGGUACCGGACAAACUGGGGCUAUUGGAAUCUGAACCCAAAGCAGUUCAUGACAAUGUUUCCUCAUACGCCUGACAAUUCCUUCAUGGGUUUUGUGUCUGAGGAGCUCAAUGAAACAGAGAAGCAAUUCAUUAAAUCCAACAAGGCUAACAACAUGGCAGUGGUAUAUGGGAAAGAAGCCAGCAUUUGGAAGGGCAAAGAGAAGUUUCUAGCCAUCCUGAACAAGUACAUGGAGAUCCACGGCACUGUUUAUUACGAAACACAGCGCCCGCCUGAAGUCCCAGCUUUUGUGAAGAAUCAUGGUCUCUUGCCACAACAUGAGUUCCAGCAACUCCUGAGAAAAGCCAAGCUCUUCAUUGGGUUUGGUUUCCCCUAUGAGGGCCCCGCCCCCUUGGAAGCAAUAGCCAAUGGGUGUGUUUUCCUGCAGGCUCGUUUCAACCCACCCCACAGUUCACUCAAUCAUGAAUUCUUCAGAGGGAAGCCUACAUCGAGAGAGGUACCCUCCCAGCAUCCCUAUGCAGAGGAUUUUAUAGGGAAACCCCAUGUAUGGACAGUGGACUACAAUAAUUCAGAGGAAUUUGAAGCUGCUAUCAAAGUCAUUAUGAGGACCAAGGUUGAUCCUUACCUGCCCUAUGAAUACACUUCUGAAGGGAUGCUGGAGCGAAUUCAUGCCUACAUUCAGUACCAGGAUUUUUGUGCCACUGCUGCUAUGCCAGAGAAGUCCAGCAGCCACACUAUGCAAAGCUCUGCAAGCCCCUUCAGCCUGCAGCCCAAUUCCACAUACCUGGCCUGGUCUCACAAUUCCAGCAGCAGCCCCCCUGCCUGGCCUCCAGUCAACUCCAUGCAGGUGUGGAUAUCAGACGCUGGGCAGGCCUGCACCAGCACUUGUCAGCAGCAUGGUUUGGUCUGUGAGCCUGAGUUCUUCAAGUUCAUCAACAAGAAAGGAGUGUUUCAGCAGCUCAACAUUGUCUGUGACAGCACAGAGUCAGAGAUGAAUCACCUCUACCCAGCUGUGGCUGAAAAUGUCCAGGAGUGCUACCUCCAGAAGGAACCUCUCUUAUUCAGCUGUGCAGGAUGCAAUACCAAGUACCAGCGCCUCUGCCCCUGCCGCAAUUACCGCAAAGGACAAGUGGCACUGUGUGGGGACUGCUUGUGAUUCCACUGGGGCAUGUGUGCUGUAGCGUGCCACACAUGCAAACAAAUAACUUUCUUUUUUUUUCAUAAAAGGCUUCUGCAAUACUCAAGAAGGUUCCAGAUGGAAUCAUCUUCUUGGAGACUUUUUGGAUGUCAGUGAGAUUCCAUUGGUUGUUUUGUCUCCCAGUCAAGGGCCAAGGACCCGUUUCCAACAUUUCUUUACUUCUUAAAGCAUAUCUCCUCCUGCAUCCAAGACCACUGGAGACUUCAAAGCAGCUUAGAAGGGCCACAUUGAAAAUCCUUCUGAAGGACAACAAGGCAGCCUCUUUAGGAUUUCAUCUUCCUUAAACAUCUUGAUCUAUUUAUUUUUUAUUGGGAAAUUGAAAUUAAAGCAGGAAAAUCGACAAACAGCCCUUGA
Molecule: messenger RNA, 3584 nt
Organism: Podarcis raffonei (Aeolian wall lizard)
Lineage: Eukaryota; Metazoa; Chordata; Lepidosauria; Squamata; Lacertidae
Gene: MGAT5B
Product: alpha-1,6-mannosylglycoprotein 6-beta-N-acetylglucosaminyltransferase B
Exons: 17
Coding region: 810-3188 (792 amino acids)
Biological process (GO): protein N-linked glycosylation
Cellular component (GO): Golgi apparatus
Molecular function (GO): alpha-1,6-mannosylglycoprotein 6-beta-N-acetylglucosaminyltransferase activity
Source: RefSeq, a predicted model, not a curated record